This is a messenger RNA of Hippopotamus amphibius kiboko, 1578 nucleotides long. Its product is annotated as myomegalin-like. The transcript has 11 exons. Lineage: Eukaryota; Metazoa; Chordata; Mammalia; Artiodactyla; Hippopotamidae. Bases 1 to 1578 code for a protein of 525 amino acids. The record is from RefSeq and is a predicted model, not a curated record.
AUGUGGCCUCCGGCAGAGAGCAUAUGUGGGGACCUCUCCCCGGGCUCCUGCGGGUAUCAGCCCAGAUCCAAACCCACAGGGACUGACCUGCUACAUGAGCAUCGUGGUGAAAUCCAGAACCUGCGCCAGCGCCUGGAGGAGUCCAUCUGCAUUAACGACUGCCUGGGGGAGCGGCUGGAACACAGGCUCAGCUCCACUGCCCACGGAAGCGGACCCACCUCUAACUUCUACAAUCCAAGCCUGGAGUCCACGCCUCAGCUCUGCAGUGAGAACAGAGUCCUUAGGGAAGGAAACCGGAGCCUUCAGGCUCAGCUCAGUCAUCUUUCCAGAGAGCACUCCCAGGAAACAGAAUGUCUGAGGGAGGCUCUGCUGACCUCUCGAUCCCAACUUCAAGAGCUGGAAAUGGAGCUAGAGCACCAAAAGGUGGAACGACAGCAGCUUUUGGAAGACUUGAAGGAGAAGCAACAGGAGAUCUUGCAUUUCCAGGAGGAACGGCUAUCUCUCCAGGAGAAAGACUCCAGGCUGCAGCAUAAGCUGGCCCUCUUGCAGCAACAGUGUGAAGAGAAACAGCAGCUCUUCCAGUCCCUCCAGUCAGAGCUGCAGAUCUACGAGGCACUUAAUGGCAAUUCCAAGAAGGGGCUGAAAGGGCAGCUGGAGCAGAGCAUUCAGGUGAACAACUGUCUGCGACUGCAGCUUGAACAGCAGUUGGAUGGUGGUGCCAGCAAAGCCAGCCUCAGCCCCUCCUCUGUUAACCAGAAAUUCCCCAACAACACUGACCCUGGAAACAAGCAGCUGCUCUUCCAAGAUUCAGUUGCCUCCCCUCCAGUUCGGGAUGUGGGCAUGAAUUCUCCAGUUCUGGUCCUCCCCAGCUCCUCUUCUGCUGCUUCUGGCUCAGAGACCACAACCUCCAACAGGAAAAAUGAGCUGGGUUUGGAUGCUUCUCCAGUAAUGAAGAACCCUCCCAAGCUGGAGGGUGAUGCUACUGAUGGCUCCUUUGCCAAUAAGCAUGGCCGCCAUGUCAUUGGCCACAUUGAUGACUAUAGUGCCCUAAGACAGCAGAUUGAAGAGGACAGACUGCUGGUCAAGAAGGUAGCAUCCCUUGUGAGAUCAACCUGCAACUUCCUUGGCCUUGAAGCUCUAGGCACAGAGAUGAUGGGCAGUGAAGCCAUCCAUGAGCUCAGGAGCAGCGCCAAUGCCCUGCACCACCGGCUGGAGGAGUCCGCCUCCCUCCUCACCAUGUUCUGGCGAGCAGCCUUGCCAAGCUCCCAUGGCCCUGCACUGGGUGGCAAAGUGGGAGAGUCCAUGAAAAGGGAGCUUCUGGAACUGAGAACCAAACUAUCCAGACAGGAGAGUCUCCUUCAGAGCACAGCUGAGCAUCUGAAGACCGCCAACCAGCAGAAGGAGAGCUUGGAGCAGUUCAUCUUCAGCCAGUGUGAAAUCCCUAAGGGCUCUUCCAUGCACUCCAGUCCUGUGACCCUUGCCUUCCAGGAGCCAAGCACGAAGCGUAGCCACCAGAGGUCCUCCAAACAGCAGGAAGGAUGGGCCUGCCCCCCUUUUUCACAGCUCCCUGUCUGCUGA